AAACUCAAGUUGGUUCUACCUUUACAGAUAGAGAUCCAUACGAGACGAAACAAGUUCAAUAUCGAUCUUUUUUGGUAAGAUGCCUGUUGAAUUUAAAAGUGUCAAGAGGUCUGUAACGCAGGAGUCUACGAUCGGAAAUGGAGAAUCGUGUUCCGUCGAUAGUGGCAUCGUCAUCACGGGAAUAUCAGGCCGGCUGCCCAAGUCGUCUAAUAUCGAGGAAUUUAAGGAGAAUUUGCUGAAGGAAAUGGAUAUGGUCACUGAUGACGAGCGUUGGUCAACGAACAGCUAUGGGAUACCGGGCAAGUCAGCCAGGAUUAACGACAUCGGCAGCUUUGAUACUUCUUUUUUCGGGGUACACCCCAAGCAAGCACACGUAAUGGACCCACAGCUUCGCAUGUUGUUAGAAGUCAUAUACGAGGCGAUAGUUGAUGCUGGUGUCAAUCCUUCCACCAUAAGAGGAUCGCGUACUGGAGUGUUUAUCGGUGCCGCUUUCACCGAAACGGAGGAUUUAUGGAUUAAAGAUACAAAUAUCACCAACGGAUACGUAAUGCUCGGGGGUACGAGAUCAAUGUUCGCCAACAGAAUCUCCUUCUGUUUCGAUUUUAAUGGACCCAGCUUUACGAUUGACACGGCUUGCUCCUCGUCUUUGUACUGCAUGCAUCAGGCAGUCGCCGCAAUGCGCAACGGCGAGUGCGAUGCUGCGAUCGUCGGUGGAACGAAUCUUAUAUUGACACCCGAGAGAUCGCUACAAUUUUACAGACUGAAUAUGCUCUCCCAGGAUGGCAAGUGCAAAGUGUUCGACGCAUCAGGUGACGGUUACGUGAGGGCCGAGGCGGUAGUGGCAAUAUAUCUGCAAAAAGCGACGGAUGCGCGCAGAAUAUAUGCCACAGUGGUUCACACGAAAACAAACACGGAUGGCUACAAAUCUCAAGGUGUCACAUAUCCCAAUGGUGACAUGCAGAAUCGACUGAUGCGUGAGAUUUACAGUGAGGCAGGAAUUAAUCCUAUAGACGUCAGUUACAUAGAAGCCCAUGGCACCGGUACCAAAGUAGGUGAUCCAGAAGAAAUCAAUUCUAUCGACACACUAUUCUGCAAAGAUAGAAAGACUCCUUUGCUGAUCGGAUCGGUCAAAUCCAACAUGGGGCAUUCGGAACCGGCAAGUGGAUUGUGUUCGAUCGCUAAAGUGCUGAUCGCAAUGGAAGCGGGCGUGAUACCCGCGAAUUUGCACUUUAACACUCCGAAUCCAAACAUUCCUGGGUUAAACGAGGGACGUAUUCGAGUAGUCGACAAGGCCACAUCGUGGAACGGUGGUCUCGUGGGCAUCAACUCGUUCGGAUUCGGCGGCGCAAAUGCACACAUCCUUCUACGCAGCAAUCCAAAACCAAAAUUAUCACCACUAUUAAGCGUUGCUGAACUCUUGCCCAAAUUAGUCGUGGUAUCAGGUCGAACGGAAGAAGCUGUGCAUACCUUACUGGGCAAAGCAAAAGAGCACCGUACAGAUGAAGAGUUUCUUUCACUGUUACACGUAAUACACAAUAACAAUAUUCGCGGUCACAAGAUUCGUGGUUACGAGAUACUCGGCGUAAAUAGUAUGCGUGAAGUGACCCAGGUAGCGAGCUACAACAAGAGACGCCCAAUUUGGUUCAUAUUUUCCGGCAUGGGCGCGCAAUGGCCAGGCAUGGGUCGUCAGUUGUUCGGCAUUGAAACUUUUCAACGCAGUUUGCAGCGAUGCGCUGAUGCAUUGAUGCCCCACGGCAUCGACCUCAUGAAUAUCAUCAUGAAUGCCACGGAUGAAACGUAUGAGAACGUGAUGGAUUCCUUCAUGACUAUUGCAGCUAUACAAGUUGCCCUAGUGGACAUGUUAACGUUGAUAGGCAUACAUCCGGAUGGUGUGAUUGGGCACUCCGUUGGAGAGCUGGGUUGUGCUUAUGCUGACGGCGCAUUUACGCUGGAACAGACCGUUUUGGCAGCUUACUGUAGAGGCAAAGCGAUUGUAGAUUCCAACUUGGAGCCAGGUGCCAUGGCAGCAGUUGGUUUGAGCUGGGAGGAGGCCAAAAAAAUGUGCCCGCCCGAUAUCAUUCCAGCUUGUCACAACGCCGCCAACUCUGUUACUAUUUCCGGUCCGAUUGAUUCUAUGCACAAGUUCGUAGAAAUACUGAAGAACAAAGAUAUCUUCGUCAGGAUGGUAAAAAGUUCCGGCUUCGCCUUCCACAGCAAAUAUAUCGCUUCGGCCGGACCUAAAUUACGCGCUUUACUCGAGAAGAUCAUACCGAGCCCGAAACAGAGAUCAGUCAGAUGGAUCUCUAGCUCUAUACCUGAGGCCACAUGGGGAAGUCCGCUCGCGCAGCUUAGCUCCGCCGCGUAUCAUGUGAACAAUUUUUUGUCUCCUGUACUGUUUCAGGAAGCACUCGCACAUAUCCCGAAGAACGCGAUAACGAUCGAAAUCGCGCCGCAUUGUUUACUACAAGCAAUCUUGCGCAAAUCGUUACCACCAACUGUGACCAAUAUUAGCCUCCACAAGCGAGAACAUUCAGACAAUCUCACUUUUCUACUGUCUAACGUGGGCAAGCUAUACAUGGCCGGUGCACAACCUGACAUUUCUAAAUUGUAUCCGUCGGUGAGUUUUCCCGUCGGUCGCGGAACACCGAUGAUCGGGUCACUUGUCAGGUGGGAUCAUUCCGCCGCGUGGGAUGUGGUUGAUUUCCGACAAAUAUCAGAACGUUCGGAAGAAUGUAACAUCCAAAUAGAUCUGUCGAAAGAAACGGACGCGUAUCUAUCUGGGCACCAGAUAGACGGACGAAUUCUUUUUCCAGCCGCUGCUUAUAUGCUGCUGGUAUGGAAAACUUUGGCAAAAUUGCGUGGCGUUGACUUUGAACGGUUACCUGUAGUGUUCGAGAACGUGCAGUUGCAGCGGGCGACCAUUAUGCCAAAGGAAGGAACGGUGAAAUUCUCGAUAACCAUACUCAAGGGAACUGGAGAUUUUGAGAUCUGCGAAACCGGUACGAUCGUCGUCAGCGGAAAUAUUCACAUCUCCGAGAAUAUCGAGAAUGAUCAGCUGAAACUGCCGCCACCGCAAACACCUGCUACCACUAAAGAGAUUUUGCCGUUGAGUACCAAAGACAUUUACAAAGAACUGAGGUUGCGCGGAUACGAGUAUCGCGAUAUCUUUCAAGGAAUUAAAUCCUGCGAUAACUACGGCGUUGCCGGCAAACUUUACUGGUUUAAUCAAUGGGUUUCGUACAUAGACAGUAUGCUUCAGUUAACUAUAGUUUCCACCAGCCAUAAACUAAUGUAUUUACCGUCGCGCAUUCGGUAUGCCGCAAUCGAUCCUAUUCUUCAUAAACAACUGGUGGAACAAUUACCAGAGAACGGUGUAUUGCCAGUGUAUCACUACAAGAACAUCGAUAUCGUUAAAUCGGGUGGUAUCGAAUUCAGAGGAUUGAAAUCGUCCUUGGCGCCUCGACGACAGCGCACUCAAGCCGAUCCUAAAUACGAGCAAUACACUUUCAUGCCCUAUGAACAUUCGCAUAGUCUAGUAGAGGAUGCAACGAGAGGAAGAGUACACGCACUCACUGUUCUAUUGCAGAUCAUGUAUGAAAACGUAAUGUCAUUGAGAUUAAAGACCGUGGAACUUGCAGGCCAACGGACUGCAGAAGCUCUUCUGGCGCCACUUAUUAGCGAAAUUUUCAAUAACGAACAAGACUCAUUUAUCAUGGACUUAGAAAUCAUUGCAGUCUCUGCUGAUAAUUACACGGCAAACUUGAAUAAAAUGAACGCUGACGUCGUAACGCAAGAUGUGAAUAAGGCACCUCUCAUUCACGAAGCAGACCUUGUUAUAGCAGCGGACGUUUUGUCUAAUCAAUCUUAUACCGUUCUCAAAAAUUUGGUGGCUGCCUUAAAACCUGGAUGUUUUAUUCUUCUGGAAGAAACCGCUGCUCAACUGGAUAUGAAAACUGCAUUAAAAAAUACUGAUUUAACAUUGGUUGGCAGACAAACCGAUCCUGUAGGAAAGACUUACUUGUUGUUGAAGAAACAACAAAAACGGAGAGAAGCGAUAGUUAUUCAAAUCACCGAGAAAAAUCUGUCGUGGCUGGAAGGUGUAAAAGCAGCACUGAAGGAAUCUGUCAGCAAAGAUCAAGAAGUGCUCCUUGUAUCACAGGGCGAAGAAACGCUUGGCUUAGUCGGGCUAGUGACUUGCAUACGACGUGAGAUAGGCGACGCAUAUGCGCGUUAUGUCUUUAUCCAGGACAAGAAUGCUCCCAAGUUCGGUUUAACCGUGCGGUUUUACGUUGAGCAGUUGGAUAAAGGACUCUUGGCAAAUGUCUUGAAAGGUGGGCAAUGGGGCAGUUAUCGACACUUGCCAUUGGAUCAACAGAGCAACGUGCCUUCUCUGCAGGUGGAGCACGCCUAUGUAAACACAUUGACAAGAGGAGACCUCAGUAGCUUGAGAUGGAUCGAAAGCUCGUUAAGCUACUAUCGUCCCGACAAUUUUCCGAAUAAUAAACUUUGCUGCGUAUAUUAUGCUCCACUGAACUUCAGGGAUAUCAUGUUGGCGAGUGGCAAAUUACCACCGGAUGCUCUGCCAAGGAAUUUGGCCACGGAAGAAUGUAUACUGGGACUGGAGUUUUCCGGAAGAGACACGGACGGUCGUCGCGUAAUGGGCAUUGUCGAAGCUAAGGGAUUGGCUACCACAGUAGUCGCGGAUCUUGAUUUCCUGUGGGAGGUACCAGACAGGUGGACAUUGGAACAAGCAGCAACGAUACCUGUCGCUUACGCAACUAGUUACUAUGCUCUGUUUAUACGGGGUCGAUUAAAAGCCGGCGAGAGCGUGUUAAUUCACGCUGGUACAGGCGGCGUCGGUCAAGCAGCGAUCGCCAUUGCGCUGCACGCUGGUUGUACUGUCUUCACCACCGUUGGUACGCCGGAAAAGAGAAAAUAUAUCAAGGAACUCUUCCCCCAGUUGAACGACAGGCACAUCGGUAAUUCCCGAGACACCAGUUUCGAACAACUGAUACGUGUCGAGACUGAAGGACGUGGUGUCGACGUUGUGCUGAAUUCACUAGCAGAGGAGAAACUGCACGCUGGCAUCCGGUGCCUGGCGUUCGGUGGUCGCUUCCUUGAGAUCGGCAAAUAUGAUUUGUCCAACGACAGCCGCAUAGGAAUGUCAAUGUUUUUGAAGAACACCUCUUUCCAUGGUAUACUGUUGGAUGCGCUAUUCGGAGAAGACAACGCGGAAAAGAAAGAAUUAAUAAAUCUCGUUUCGGAGGGAAUAAAAAAUGGCGCGAUACGUCCGCUCCAAUCGACCGUGUUUUCGGAGCAACAGCUCGAGCAGGCAUUCAGAUUCAUGGCGACUGGCAAGCACAUCGGCAAAGUGCUGCUGAAGCUCCGUGAUGAAGAACCAAAGAAACGUGUAUUGCCAGCGCUGAAGACAGUAUCCGCUAUCCCACGUACUUACUUAAAUCCGGAAAAAUCGUACGUCUUGGUCGGCGGUCUCGGUGGAUUCGGUUUAGAAUUAGCCAAUUGGAUGAUCGCCCGCGGCGCCAAAUUUAUCAUUCUCGUAUCGCGCUCAGGUAUUCGCACCGGUUACCAGGCAUUGUGUGUGCGUCGCUGGCGCGAGAGCGGCGUAAAAGUCGUAAUCUCUACGUCGGAUGCUACGACGUUAUCGGGUGCCGAGCACUUAAUCCAAGAAUGUAACCGGCUGGGUCCAGUAGGAGGUAUAUUCAAUCUGGCAGCUGUACUACGCGAUGCGCUGAUCGAAAAUCUGGAGGAGGCCGAUUUUAAAACGGUCAUUUUGCCGAAAGUCGAUGUAACAAGAAAUUUAGAUAGGGUAUCAAGGAAGCUCUGUCCAUCGUUAGAUUACUUUGUGGUGUUCUCGUCCAUAUCGUGCGGUCGCGGUAAUAUAGGUCAAACCAACUACGGUUUCGCGAACUCGACCAUGGAGAGACUGAUGGAAGAGAGGCAGGCAAAUGGUUUACCCGGUCUCGCCAUCCAGUGGGGUGCCAUCAAUGAUGUUGGCAUACUAAUCGAAACGAUGGGAGACGACACUGUGGUGUGCGGUACUGUACCACAGGACAUAUCAAGUUGUCUCAUGACGAUGGAUAUAUUCCUUCAACAACUGCAUCCAGUGCUAUCUUCGUCGGUGUUAGCCAAAAAGCAUAAAUCCGACGAGGGCAACAAAACUGGUUUAAUCGCAGCUGUUGCCAAUAUUCUAGGCGUUAAAGAUGUUAAUUCGAUUAAUCCCAACGAUAAUUUGGCCGACUUGGGUAUGGACUCGCUGAUGGGUACAGAAAUCAAACAGACUCUCGAGAGGAACUAUAACAUCCUGCUGUUGGUCCAAGAUAUUCGUGUCUUAACUUUUGCCAAACUGCAAGAAUUAUCUUCGACAAGUGGUGAGAUAAGAAAAGAGCAGCAACCUCUUUCUGUGGACGCGUCCACUACUGUAGACACAAAUGUAUCGCCCGACAUGUUACUGAUGCAGUGGCCUAGCAACGAGGUACUGCCUAAAGAAGUGCUCGUUCGCUUGAAAACAAAGAAUUCCAACGGACCGCCGUUGUUCAUCGUCCAUGGUAUCGAAGGUCUCGUUAAAUCGCUAGAAUAUGUGGCCAGUGAACUCGAGAGGCCGUUAUGGGGUCUGCAGAGUAUUGAGCAGGCGCCUCAUGAAACGCUGUCGGAAUUGGCAGAAUUCUAUGUCAAUACCAUUCGAAAAAUUCAGAAAAAAGGACCAUACCAUUUGGCAGGAUACUCGUUUGGAACUAGCGUUGCUAUCGAAAUGACUCUGCAAUUGGAAUCUGCUGGAGAAAAGGUUGUUCUGACUCUAAUUGAUGGUUCACUGGCAUUUGUGCAACAGCAUAGUAAAAGGAUCGGCAAACUGGAUAACUUGGAAGAGGAUAUUAUUUCCAACAUCUGUAUGAAAGCACUGGCAUAUUUCAGCAUACAAUUUAACAAUACCAUCAGUUUCAUACACGCGUAUAAUAUCUUGAAACAGAGUAAAUCAGAUGUGGAGAUGUUUAACAAGAUGAUAGAAGUGAUAGGCGACACGCCAUUUGCACAGGAUGAUCUAAAGAUCGCUGGAUAUCUUUUAUUCAAAAAAGUAGCAGCUGCUCUAAACUAUAAUCCUACUAAAAAGAUCAAAGGAUCGGUCACAUUGAUUAAAGCUACAGAGACCUUUGUAUCUUUAGAAAAAGAUUACGAUUUAUCAAGUAUUUGCACAGAACCCGUAAGAGUAGAAGAGGUGACCGGUAAUCAUAGGACGAUAUUGCUGGGAGAAAGUGCAAAGAAAAUCUCAAGUCUCUUGCAAGUGUAGAAUUUAAGAGCAUUCGUGUUACAAGUUCUAUUAUAUUUGAGAAUGAUUAUGUAGCACAAUAUACCGUAAUAUUGCAAAUAUGAUAUACUAUGAUACCGUUGCGAUAUAACUGAAAAAUUCUAUGCUGUAUUGACGUGAUUUUAUAUAUAUAUAUAUAUAUAUAUAUAUAUAUAA
Molecule: messenger RNA, 7477 nt
Organism: Vollenhovia emeryi
Lineage: Eukaryota; Metazoa; Arthropoda; Insecta; Hymenoptera; Formicidae
Gene: FASN1
Product: fatty acid synthase
Exons: 11
Coding region: 80-7303 (2407 amino acids)
Biological process (GO): fatty acid biosynthetic process
Molecular function (GO): phosphopantetheine binding; oxidoreductase activity; 3-oxoacyl-[acyl-carrier-protein] synthase activity
Source: RefSeq, a predicted model, not a curated record